Messenger RNA from Rhinocladiella mackenziei CBS 650.93, 1005 nucleotides. RefSeq lists its product as uncharacterized. Lineage: Eukaryota; Fungi; Ascomycota; Eurotiomycetes; Chaetothyriales; Herpotrichiellaceae. The coding region runs from base 1 to 1005 and encodes 334 amino acids. The record is from RefSeq and is a predicted model, not a curated record. The transcript has a single exon.
AUGAAACCGUCAAGGGUGUUCGUAGUCUACGCAAGCGUCUCGCUAUUUGCCGCAACACAGGCCCAGGCACAGUCACAAACUCCGCCCCAAUGCCUUCGAUCAUUCAACGGCACGAUCGGCAACGGAACAGUAGGCUCUGAACAGCAAAUUAGUAGCACGACAGUGCGAGCUGUCAACACCACCGACGCGAAUCAAGGUGUCGCCGUGGAUCGUGACUACUUCUACUCCAUUGAUAACUACUCCAUAACGAAGCAUAACAAAACGACCGGUCGAGCUCUCCGGCAAUGGUAUGGCGGAUCGGACGGCCCCAUCAUUCAUCUAGAUGGGGGCGUUGUCAUCAAUGGAACUCUCUAUGCGCCGCACUCGAACUAUCCUACCGCACCGGAGACAUCAUCUGUGGAAGAGUGGGAUGUCACCACCAUGGAACAUGUGCGGAGUUACUCCUUUGGAAUCAACCGGGGAAGCCUGACUUGGAUCGAUCAAGACAGCACGGGCACAUGGUAUGGGACUUUUGCCAAUUACGACCGAGUCCAGGAAGGUCAGACGCAACCAUAUGGUCUUAGCAUGAACACCCAACUGGUCCGUUUCACACCUGGUCCCGAAGGCCCCUUUCAGUAUAUUUCACAAUCAUGGAUUUUCCCCGAAUCCAUGGUGUCUGAGGUCUUUUCACCCAUGUCCAAUUCCGGUGGAAGUUUCGGCCCAGACGGCUGGCUAUACAUCACGGGCCACGAUGCCAGCGCAGCAUACGUGGUGCAAAUCCCGUCUGCUGGAAGUGUGCUGAUAUGGGUAGCCACGGCAGACCUACCGGAUAUCGCCGGGCAGGGCAUUGCGUGGGAUCGAAGUCUUCGGCCUGAAGGUGGCAAUGGAACCCUGUACGGGAUCAGUCGUGAAAGCCGACAGGUGGUCGAGAUGAACAUCCCUCUCCAGCCAUGUAGGCCGCAAGAUAACUUAUCUGUGGGGAAAGUUCUGGGGCCGAACGACUUUGUGGAUCCAGAUGCCGAAUGA